AUGGAAGAACGAACAAAAACAAGAAUUAAAAGAAUAAUGGAGUCACCAUACAACGUUGAAAUAACUCCAUUAGAUCAAGAUAAAAGUAGCAAACUACUUAAAUUGCUAUUCGAAGUUAUUAAUGAAGAAAACCCUUUAGUAAGUCUGCUCCUAACACAUGACGAAAUAAAAGAUAGCUUAGACCGUAAUAUGAUUAGAGCCAUCAUAUUAGUUAAAACUAUUCAGUAUGAAAAGUUUUAUAAGCAUAUUCCCAUAAUAGCCUCAUUGAAAAAUGUGCAUUUCGUCUUGAUCGAAAAAGAAUAUAUUGACUCAAGUGAAUUUGAUUGUUUAAAAAAUCCUAGUCUAAUUGGGAUAAAAAAAGCUGAAGAUAAAAAUAAUGAAUUAUCCAAUUUACAUGACCAAACAGAAAAUUUAGCAAAACUAAUAGACUCUUAUUAUACACCCAUAGAUAUCCCAUACUUGUUCAAUCAUACAAAUUAUAUUAAUACCAAAUUUAAAGUCGAAAAGGUCAAAGGAAAACAAUAUGGCAAGAACUUAUCACGAAAGGAAAAAAAAAAAAUGAGAAAGUCAAUAAAGAAAAAUAAUAUAUAG
Molecule: messenger RNA, 591 nt
Organism: Plasmodium vinckei vinckei
Lineage: Eukaryota; Apicomplexa; Aconoidasida; Haemosporida; Plasmodiidae
Product: conserved Plasmodium protein, unknown function
Exons: 6
Coding region: 1-591 (196 amino acids)
Source: RefSeq, a predicted model, not a curated record